GAGUUGGAGCGAUGGGCAUUGACGAACUUUCCGUUUUUUUUGUUUUUUAAUCAUGCCAUGAGUAGAUGGGCACAUGUUGAAGGCCGACACGCUUCCAGGCGCCGCUGGUUUCACUUCCUUAGCCAGCGAGGAAGGGAAACCAACGGGAAACCCACUGUUGCACUUAGUUCGAACAUCGCCGAAAGGUCGCGGAGGACACACAGCUGGCUUCCAGGGAGAUGGCUGCACACGAAAGAGCUAGCCGUUCUUUCGUGCUGCUGGGGAUUCAGUACAGCCGAAGCGCUGGUUGACUGCUCCAGGAGCCCCAAUUGCACUGCACUGCGGCGGCAGCCAUGCUCAGAGAGGGGCUCGAUUGCAAAUGCGUGUGGUCACUGUCUCCCUGGCACGCAGGGAGGCGACGGGCCAAUGAACACAGUUUGCCUCUCAAAGACGGCGUGUUCGGCCAUCUAUCCCGGAGAGGACACUUGUAACUUUGCGGCCAGUAACGGAGUGGGCGUUCCAUUCCCGGUCCCUUUCGGCAGGUGCGUUUGUGAUGAUGGAUCAGGGAGAUUCUGGCCGACUGCACCUGGCAAGUGCGCACGAGUGGUUAUCAAGUUUGCAGCUGGCAUUGGCGAAUACGAGGUUCAACAGUGCUCGCGCGGGUGCGAUGAUGCCACAUGCGCGCCCCUCGCUUUAUGGCCACCAAACAUCUCCCAGAGCCAUUACAACGACGUCCUUUUCCAGUGCAAGCUUGCAGGGGAAGAUUCAGUGCAGCUGCUCGACAACUGUGACGAUGUCACCAGCCAGCUCACUCCCUCGUCCUUUUGCGGUCAUACAGGAUUCACGGCAACAAGUUCAAUCUAUGAUGCCUUAGGUGACCUGCCUGUUGAUUGCGAACUUGCACCACGUUGUCCUGCGAGUGUGUUGGAGACAACCCGGUUGGAGCAAUCCUGCUGUUUCGGCACUCCUUGGUCAAUGAAGCUCGACUCUUUGGGGCAGGAGCUGGAUCAAUCAGCCUCUGGAUUCUGCCAAAUGGUCAUGCAGGCAGACCUGAAUGAGAGCAACUCAAGUGUCACGAGCUCUUUUGACUGUUUGGUGAAAACCUCAGCGCCUGGAUGGUCGGGCUGUGCCUGCCUGGAUAGCUCGGGCUUCCUCCAAGCCGGACGCACUUGCACCGUCAAGUGUGAGCAGCCAGAUUGCAACUUGCCAGAGGAUGGCAUACGGCCAGUGCCCACCGGCUGGCUGAGUUCUGAGGUGGAUCCCUCCUUGCUAGUUGACCAUGGCAAGUUGGUCUCCUCAGCAGCGAACCACAGGCAUUUAUGGCCAUUGCUUUUGCUCAUCCUCACGGCAGAGCGUCUCGCCAGAGUCGCCUGAGCGCAAAACCAUGAUUGAAAGUGCCAGGUUUCACAGCAUGCAUGCGUCAACAUGUUUGUCUUGCUAAGCAAGACGUGAGCGAUAUGAUCUCGCAGACC
Effrenium voratum is the source of this 1451-nucleotide messenger RNA. The record is from the annotation of a GenBank genome assembly. NCBI's taxonomy places the organism in Eukaryota, Dinophyceae, Suessiales, Symbiodiniaceae.